Messenger RNA from Suillus subalutaceus, 1647 nucleotides. RefSeq lists its product as uncharacterized. The record is from RefSeq and is a predicted model, not a curated record. Bases 1 to 1647 code for a protein of 548 amino acids. The transcript has 7 exons. Lineage: Eukaryota; Fungi; Basidiomycota; Agaricomycetes; Boletales; Suillaceae.
AUGACUCCUGCAAUUGAUCGCAUCCACGAGAAUGCCAACACCAUCUUCCGUCAAAUGGCAGAUCUCAUUGAACACCUCCUGGGACAAGCGCUACAGUUGGAUGCUGCCGAUCCCCAACAUGUUGACAUUGCGCUGAAAAUGGCUAAUGCAGUGUCCCAUAUAUUUACAGUCUACGCGCUGCAGGUGACAUCAGUGCCACCAAUAGUGCUCUCUGCUGCUGCUGAAUUGCACGAGCACAUCAAUUCCUCGUCCCGCUCAGUGGUCACCACCCCCAGUUGGACCAAGAUUAGGCCCAAUGAUCCACGCAGCCGACACAGCCCCCUCUAUCCUCUCAGUAUUGGCUAUGGGGAGCCUCGACAACCGUCACCUCCUGCUGCCGGUCCUUCCCAACCCAACGCCGUCCAUUCCCGGGACACUGAUGUUCCGGCAGGCAAGGGCAAGGGCAAAGAAACAGCCCAGCCUGAAGGUGAGGAAGAUCGUGGCCGGGGCAGGGAACGCAAGCGUCCACGCCCAAGGGCAAUGAGCAUAAGCUCAAAAAGCCAAAGUCGGCCUCCAAAGGCCAAGCGUCAGCGCCAGCGGCCACUGUCCAAGGCAGUCAUCAGCAGUGAGGAUGAAGAGGAGCUUGAUGCCACGCCGGUUCCCCAGAUGACGCCGGUUCCCAUUAACAUGGUGUACAAGCCUGGUCAACUGACCUCUCGCCGCGAACGCCGCCUGUCUGCGGCGAAGUUGGUCGUCGCCAGCGACAAUGAAAGUGACGCCGAGGAGACGCCGAAGGAGAUUGGUCCCACGCCCAAGAGUGGGACUGCAUAUGUUGAGGUACCACCUGCCCCAAAGCCUGCAAAGGCUCCCACAACCAGCGCCGUUGUGCUCGCAGAGGAUGACCAUGCCAACAAGAGGUCCCCGGUUUGGGACCCAGGCUGUGGCACAUGCGUCCAGCGGGAUUUUACAUAUAUGCCUGCCAAGGCUACAAUACCGCGGGUGGAGAGCUGGCUGUCGAAACAGAAAUGUGGCGGCAAAGGUUCUGCUGCCCCAAACAAGGGAAAGAAGUCCACGAUACAGAUGUACCUGCAGAAGAUAUGGACUCUGCCCUGCCGGCCACAACCUCAGGAGCACCUGUACUUGGCACCUGUCCCUCCUUCCACCGGCACCACCAUUCUUAUCGCCAAGUCCUCCACUACCGCAACCGCAACCGACACUAGCGCCGACACCCAGGAAUCUGUCCUUGCCCUCAAGAAGGAAUUGGACUUGCUGAAGGCCAUGGUUGCUGGCUUAGUGGAGAAGGUUGGUUCUGGGGAGAAGCUUUUGCAGCACUCCAACGACCGAUUGGCCGAGCAAGAGGCUCAUUUGAACCUCCUUGCCGAGCAGUUGGAUGAUCUUCGCCGCGAGUUGCGUCCACCAACACUCCCAUCGCCUGCUGAGGUUUCUCUGCCUGGCAACACCGUUAAUGGAGAGCAAGAGGAACCUGCUGAGUCGGUAUCGGUGACAGCGGCGCCAGGAGAAGAAGAGGAACCUGCUGAGACGGUGUCGGUCACAUCACCCACUGGAGAGCAAGAGCAAUCUGCGGAGUCGGGAUCUUUGACAUCAGUCCCUAUGAGUGUUGGAGAGCAAGAGGAAUCUGCGGAUGUAACAUCAGCUACACCAGAGUAA